AUGAUACGAGUCUAUUUGUAUCUCAUUGGAGCGUUCUUUUCGGUCAGUUCCGCCGAUGGUUAUUUUGACGAAACGGAUGUGGGUAGUUCUUGCGAAAACGACGACGGUACACUGGGCGUUUGUCUGACUGCGAACAGUUGCUCUUAUGCUAUGAACAAAGUGAAAAGCGUCGGCCGGCACGAUCUGAAGAGAUGCGCCUUCCUGGAUUUCGACGAAGUCGUUUGUUGUCCGAACGCCAUCGAGAAGAGUCCCGACCGAUCGAACCCCAUACCGUUUCCUUUGGAGGGAAUCCAAGUUACCCACAACCCUCCAGUUUCCAAGAAAAAACACAAAAAACCAUACGAAACACUGUGCGAAAACCUCAUAAACCGAUCCAAAUCGCUCAUAACGCCGUUAGUUAUAGGGGGCGCCAACGCCAAAUCGGACGAAUUUCCGCACAUGGCGGCCCUAGGUUUCGACGACCCGGGCUCGAUGGAAUUGAGCUGGCGGUGCGGGGCUUCCCUGAUAUCCGAUAGCUUCCUGCUGACGGCUGCUCAUUGCGUGGGCCCCUUCGCGCCUUCGAAGGCCCGAAUCGGCGUCACUCGCUUGAACGACACCGAGCACGUGGACGUCAAGAUCAGCAAGAUCGUGCGGCACCCGUCGUGGGACGCCGCCAACCAUUUCAACGAUAUCGCUCUGUUAGAGCUCGCCAGGAAGUUGGAUUUCAACAGCAAAAUCACGCCGGCUUGUCUCUACACGGAACAGGACGAUCCCGCCGGUUUGAUCGUUACCGGCUGGGGGAGAACGUCUGAAUCAACGGAGACUGUGUCGUGGCUGCAAUGGGCGAAUUUGAGCUCGGUGCCGAUUGAAAAUUGCACCGCUCGGUACAUUGAGGCUUCGUUCGGGACGCAGAAUGUGACGUCGAAGCAAAUUUGCGCCACAGCCGCCUCUAAUGACUCCCGAGCGGACGCCUGCCAGGGUGAUUCGGGGGGUCCAUUGCAAAUAAAGCACAAAUAUGGGGUCUACAAAAUUGUAGGUGUAGUUUCGUACGGGGCUCAUUGCGGAAGCGGUUCGAUUCCGGGUGCGUACACUCGAGUUUCGGCGUAUUUGGAUUGGAUCGAGAGCAUUGUAUGGCCGAAAAAAUAG
Phyllotreta striolata is the source of this 1125-nucleotide messenger RNA. The record is from the annotation of a GenBank genome assembly. NCBI's taxonomy places the organism in Eukaryota, Metazoa, Arthropoda, Insecta, Coleoptera, Chrysomelidae.